Molecule: messenger RNA, 2814 nt
Organism: Henningerozyma blattae CBS 6284
Lineage: Eukaryota; Fungi; Ascomycota; Saccharomycetes; Saccharomycetales; Saccharomycetaceae
Gene: VID28
Product: glucose-induced degradation complex subunit VID28
Exons: 1
Coding region: 1-2814 (937 amino acids)
Biological process (GO): proteasome-mediated ubiquitin-dependent protein catabolic process
Cellular component (GO): GID complex
Source: RefSeq, a predicted model, not a curated record
AUGACAAAGCCAAUAGUUAACGAGUUAGAAGAGCUCAGUUAUGCGAUAGUGGGGGAUCAAGAAGCUAAGCUAGGGUUAUUACUACGAUCCGAGAAACAGUCAUUAUUGAACCAAGUAUUUGUUUUGAAUAGAAAUCAACUUACUAAUCGACAAGAAAAUUUAAAACCAGAACUUGUACCAGAUAUUAGUUUAAAAUUGGAUAUACUUUAUUUACUAGUUAAUUUAGACGACACAGUUCAAGAAGAAUUAGGCCCAAUUUAUACAAAUUUUAUCAGUCGAAUAUAUAAUGAUACUUCAUUUUUGACAUUUCUUGUUAAGGACCAAAACUAUUUAAUCAAUAAUAUCCCAGUUAUAUUGAAAUUUGUUACUUUGCUACGUCUUUGUACUAAUAAUUGCAAAUCUGUUAAAUGUCCUUACAUCCAAAACCUCAAUAUAUUAUUAAAAUCUCUAAUUAUUAUUAAUAUUGAAGAUAAAACUGGUUCCGAUUAUCAAAGUUUGAAAAUUAUUUCUGAAUUAUUAUAUAUAUUUAUUCUAUUAAUCAAGCAAAAUUCCCCAGCUAAAUCUUCUGAGAACUAUAACGAAUAUUAUACCUUAAAUCACAAAACAAAUCCAAUAUUAAAGUUAGAUUUAAAUCUCACGUUUUAUUUACAGAGGCUACUGUUAACAAUAGCCGAAAAAUAUAUGUAUGACAUUGAUUUUAAAUAUGAGACCAAAUACCCCUCAGGCCAAAGCAUAAGAAAACAGUUCGUAAUAUAUGAUUGUCUAGCUAAUAAGAAUGUAACUGAUUCAUCAGUUUUAGUACCAAAUAGCUUAUGCAUUUCUGACAAUAUUGAUGUUAGCCUAAUGACAAAUGCUUUAGCUUUAUAUUCAAUGGUAACGGAGUACAGAGAUGAUUUUAAGAGUCUUUGGAAUAAUUUUCAUUUUAAUAUAUUUUUAUCGUCUUUGUUAAGAAGUUCAAGUACAGCAUUUAAAUGUUCUCUGCUAAAUUUUAUUCUACAGCCUUACCUUUUAAGCGUUAAAGUGAGAAAAAAUAUUAGAAGAUUAAGACAAUUUUUACCUGAAUUGUUUAAAUGUUUUGAAUAUCAAGAUUUACCGUGGUGGUUUGAUCCAUUUGAUACAAUAAAUUCUCUACUGGAAGCAUAUAAUGUUUCGCAUACUAGAAAUAAUCCCAUUUUGAAAUUUCUAACAAAUACAAACAUCAUUCAAAGCUUACUGUCAUUAUUUUCUCAAUGUCUCUCUCUGCCUUAUCAGACCAAUGAUACCUUAAAAACGAUUACUAAAUUUAUUAGAUUAAGUUCACUAAUUUCUUAUCAUGAUGAGGCAUAUAGAACUUUCUUCUUGAAAAACGAUAAUUUUUUAAACCAUUUAGAGAAUUCAUUAGAUAAUCAUUUGGAUAUUUUAAAAGAUUUUCUAAGUAAUGAAGAUCAACUAAGAGACUUAGUUUCAAAUAAAGGUAUUACCUUACCGCCGAUUUAUGACUCUGAAUUCACUUUCUGUUGGCUAAUAUUAUUAAAAGCUUUUUCAAGAAGUGUUACUACCUUAAGAGCUUAUUUAAAGAAGAAAAGGUUUGCGGAACAGAUAUAUUUGAUUGUUAAACUGACAUACCAGGUUAUCGAUACUUGUGAUUUUGCAGGUAAAACUUUCCUAGAAGGUGAGAUUAAAAUUAUGGGAGCAGCGUUGGGUUGUAUUUGCAAUUUUGUUAUGGAGUUUUCAAGUCUUCAAUGUCAACUAUUAGAAUCAGGGGUCGAAGAAAUGGUUGGUGAAAUUUUAAAAAAUCCUAAAUUUAAAUCGGUACAACAACAAAGUAUUGCAUUUGAUCCAUUAUUUAGCGAGGAGACGAAAACUAUUAUCAGAACCAACUCUCUUUGGGUUUUGCGUCACUUGAUGUAUAACUGUCAAAUUGUUGAAAAAUUAGAGCUGUUGAAAAAGAUACCAUUAUCUAUAAUUUUAGAGUUUAUUAAUGACCCAUCCUGGGAUGUUCAAGUGCAAUGCUUUGAACUAUUAAGAAAUUUAACUUGUAAUUCAAGAAAAAUUGUCAACAUGCUAUUAAAAAAUUUUCGAGUAGCUGAAAAUGAUUCAUUCCAUGAUGCAAAGACAUUACCGGCCAACUCUACAUAUUUAUUUGACUUCUUAGCUAAAAAACUAAGAUUGUUAAAUGCUUUAGUACCUGUUGAAGAAAAGAUUUUAGAAGCCAUUUUGUAUGUGAUUGUCAAUAUCGCUGCGGUUAAUGAAAGGAAAAAGCAAAUGGUAUUUGAACAAGAUGAAAUACUAGAAAUUAUUAAGGAAAUUUUAACUGAGGAUAUUGAUACUAAAAAUUCUAAAUAUGGAAAUAACAGUUUAUUGAAAUUAGUUAGUAUUUGGGCAUUAAGCAACUUAUUAUGGGAUUCUACACUCUCACUUUAUGCUCAAUAUACAUUGGACCCUAACUCAAACUUCGGUAUCAAAGAUGUUGAUAAUGACAAGGGAUAUAGCUUAGAUUCGAGACAUGUUAGUUAUUCACGUGCUAGUAGAAGCAUCACACCCAACGCAGCCUCUAAUUUUAAUGAAUCAGGCACAAAUAUCCAUAUAGUUGAUGAUGAGAGUGAGCUUAGAGGAUAUACCAAAGAAUAUGAUGAAUUUGUUCAUGGUAAUGAUACAGUUGAUGGGGUACCUGCAGAAACGAAUACUGCUAUUAUUGAAAGAUGUCAAAAAUUAGUUGAUUUAGGAUUUUACGAUCUAGUUAAAAGUAAGGAGUUUGAUGAUAGUUUGCUAGUAAGAGAAAAAGCAAGAGUGUUAGCUGAGCAUAUGGAUCAUUUAAUGAGAAAAAAAUUAUGA